GCUCAGACCAGCGCAACUGUGUUUCAUUCGAUUGGAAUUGCAUAGCGAAAUCAAUCAUUCAUCUCACGGAUUCAAGUUCAAGUGAUGCAUUCACGAUUGGUUCUGAUCUAUUCAGCAGUAGUAUUUUCUAUUGCCACCGGACUUCAAUCCGACGAGCGAUCCCAGCCAAUGGUUUUCCAUACUUUCGUAGCAUUGGGCAAACGUUUAAAUCUGAACAUUGGCAACGUAGACCAUCCGGCAUACCGCUGGCGUCGGAAUGGAGGUCCGGUUUCGGAAAAGUGUGAAUUUACGUUAGCGCAAAAUUACAGUACGCUGAACUGUCCGGAUUUUGAUUGGUCCGACGAAGGACGAUACGAAUAUCACGAAAUUAAUGGGGAUGGACAAAGCGAAUUGAUGUUAGUGGUUGACGUUAAGGUAGCUGAGAGUUGUUCAAAAAGGCCGGCGGAAAAACAAGCAGAGCAACAACCUGACGAAUUACAGUCAGCUGCCAUUGAUGAUGAGUGUUUCUGUUCCGGUAUUACGGAUCGUUGCCGAAAGGCAGAAAAUCUUUUUAGAAGUCAGAUUGUUGUUCCCUUAACGGAAGCUCACAUGGUGGACUUGAAAAUCGAUGACAAUAGUUUCCAGGAAAUACAUAACAAGGAUUCCAAACAUGUCCAGACCUCGACAUAUUACGCACUUUCUGCUGAAAUAUCUGGAAAUUUAUUAACAUCCUACGGGGGAUAUUUUGAAUUUCCUAACAACGAUGACGGAAUCGAUGAGGAUAGCCCUGAUAUCAUACUAAAAGGACGUGAAGAUACUUUGGUUUACAACAAUCGACGAGAAUUGUUGUCCGAAGAAAUAAGCACCAAUAAGAUUUUAAUGACAGAGCAAAAUUUUCGCCAUUCAGAUGAAGGAUUGGUUACAAAGCAAACGUUCAUGGCAGUUCUCUCAAAAGUGAAAUCAUUUUAUGUAAAAUGUAAUCAAUACCGCAAGUCGCAUCCGCUGCAAGUCAAGCUUGACAGUGCCGAUAAGAAGAAUCACGGUUUAGGGCUGGUAAAUACCGUAGAAGAGUGCGAUUGCCGCCAGGGAUAUACAGGUUUGUCAUGUGAAGAUUGCUCCAAAGGAUACUAUCGGCGAUACGCCAUCCACCCGCAAGGAAUUUGUGUUUCACUCAGGGAAAAGUUGGAAUAUUUGAAAGGUACCCUUGAUUUUGCCAGCAGGUUCAAUAUUUAUCAAGACCUGGAGUAAAUUAUUCAUAUUCGAAGAUGACGACCGUUUAUUCUGAAUUAAUAAAACGAAAGAGUUUUUAAAUAAAAUUUCAAACAGAA
Molecule: messenger RNA, 1307 nt
Organism: Wyeomyia smithii (pitcher-plant mosquito)
Lineage: Eukaryota; Metazoa; Arthropoda; Insecta; Diptera; Culicidae
Product: basement membrane proteoglycan-like
Exons: 3
Coding region: 85-1227 (380 amino acids)
Source: RefSeq, a predicted model, not a curated record